AUGGAAUUUGACUGGUUGGUCUGGUUGGAUACAGUGUAUGAAUGGUAUGGUAUGAAUUGGUACAGUGUAGCUGGUGCAGAUGUAUUGCAAAAGCUUUUUCAAAGAGGCAACAUACAUUCAGAAAAAACAUGUAUUUUUGUCACUCAUAACGAUUACAUUACAUGUGUGCAUACUUUCAUAUCGCAAGGUGUCGCUGUUGGACAAUUUUGUAGUUUCAAAGGCAAUCAAAGGAGGUCGCAGCGUUGUAUGCAGCUCACUUCUCAACCUCUCUCCAAACAUGAAUCAUUGCGCUGCCUCAACCGUGCGGUGAACAUGGCGGACAGUGCUAGCGAAAGUGACACUGAUGGAGCGGGCAGCAGCUCUGCCACCCCGAAAUAUGCCUCAUCCUCCAGUAAACCUGGCGUUGUGAUCUCUCCAUUUCGUCUGGAAGAACUAACAAAUAGACUCGCUUCACUGCAGCAGGAGAACAAAGUACUCAAAAUAGAGCUGGAAACGUUCAAACUGAAAUGCAAAGCCCUGCAGGAGGAGAAUCAAGAUCUGCGGAAGGCUAGCGUCACUAUGCAAGCGCGCGCGGAACAGGAGGAGGAGUUCAUCAGCAACACGCUCUUCAAGAAGAUUCAGGCCCUGCAGAAGGAGAAGGAGACACUCGCUGUCAACUACGAGAAGGAGGAGGAGUUCCUCACCAACGAGCUUUCCAGGAAACUCAUGCAACUCCAGCAUGAGAAGGCCGAGCUGGAGCAGCACCUGGAGCAGGAGCAGGAGUUCCAGGUGAACAAGCUCAUGAAGAAGAUCAAGAAGCUGGAGAACGACACCAUCACUAAACAGCUCACGCUGGAACAGCUGCGACGAGAGAAGAUCGACCUGGAGAACACGUUAGAGCAAGAACAAGAAGCGCUUGUCAACCGGCUAUGGAAGAGAAUGGAUAAACUGGAGGCAGAAAAGAGAAUCCUCCAGGAGAAGCUGGACCAGCCAGUGUCUGCCCCGCCGUCACCACGGGACGUCUCCAUGGAAAUCGACUCACCGGAGAACAUGAUGCAGCACAUCCGCUUCCUGAAGAAUGAGGUGGAGCGGCUGAAGAAGAACCUGCGCACCAAUGAGAUGCAGCACACAGAGAAGCGGGCACAGUACAUCGAGGAGGAGCGGCACAUGCGAGAGGAGAACGUCCGGCUCCAGAGGAAACUGCAGCGGGAGGUGGAGCGCAGGGAGGCGCUGUGCAGGCAGCUGUCGGAGAGCGAGAGCAGUCUAGAGAUGGAUGACGAGAGGUACUUUAAUGAAAUGUCUGCACAGGGACUACGGCCUCGCACUGUCUCCAGCCCCAUCCCCUACACCCCCUCUCCCAGCUCCAGCCGACCCAUAUCACCAGGGCUGUCGUAUGCCAGUCACACAGUGGGCUUCACUCCCCCAACCACCCUCACCCGAGCGGGGAUGUCCUACUACAACAGUACCGGCCUUCACAUGCACGUGGGCACAUCGCAUGGCAUCGCUAGACCCUCGCCAAGAAGGAGCAACAGUCCGGACAAGUUCAAGAGACCCACGCCCCCUCCCUCCCCCAACACGCAGUCCAGUGUGCUCACGCAGCCCCCUCCUCCUCUGGGCCCGCCCAUGCAGCCACGGGACGCAUGAAUUAUCAACCGCCUCCCCCUUAUUCUCCUCUGCCGGACGGGACUGGACCCACAAACACACGCAAACACACGCAAACACACGCAAACACACGCAAACACACGCAAACACACGCAAACACACGCAAACGCACGCAUGCAAAUACACACCAAACGACUUUGCGCUGUGCAUCAGGGCCAAAGGCUUACAACCCACCCACCCACGCCCCUUAAAUACACUUACACUACCCAAAUAAACAUUUAAGUUGUUGACUUGCACUGAGAUCUUAUAGACUUAACUGUACAUCAGUUUCAUAGAAGAAGAAGAAAAAAAAGGAAGUGUCUCCGUCUUUCGAAUGCAGUUGGUUGGUUGUCGCCUUGACAACACUUCAGGCAUCCACAUCAUAACCUUGCUCAGUGCUUGCGACCUUGCCCCCCCCCC
Clupea harengus (Atlantic herring) is the source of this 2040-nucleotide messenger RNA. RefSeq names its product coiled-coil domain containing 6b (gene ccdc6b). Lineage: Eukaryota; Metazoa; Chordata; Actinopteri; Clupeiformes; Clupeidae. The record is from RefSeq and is a predicted model, not a curated record.